UCUAUUUACCUAACUAGUUUUAUUCAUCUAGACUUGAAUGAUACAAUAAUGAAUGGGAAACAUGUGCCAAUAAUUUACGGACUAGGUGUUUUGGUACAAAGUGGCGAGGUGGUUCCUGUGAAGCAGUUUGAUUGCCAAAUACCAGAUGAAAUAUUGAGACAUUGUGCUAUACAUAGCUAUGAACAGAAAGUUCUCCAAGUGUACAGUUCAUUAACUCAAGAAGUCAAAAUCAAACCAGUUGAUGUUUUCUGUCCAAAAGAAAUUGCGAUGAGUCACGCAAGUCUCUCUGAUAAAAUAAUCCUGAAGAAUUUUUCCACAUCGCCUCAUUGCGAGCCUCCAAACUUUGCUGAGAAGUUAAGAAAAAUGUUCCAGUUUCUUGCAGAGAAUCAGAACAUCCUUCAGAAAUACUUUCCGCGUGGAGAACCAAGACGAUUUAAAUUCAACGACAAUAGGGAAUGGUGUUUGGUUGAAAAUAACAGUUAAUAUGACAUUGUAUGAUGAAAUGUCUUAAAAGACGCUGCCUGCUUCUGUUUGAUGCUUCCAGCUUAUUGUAGUCUUAACAUCAAGUAAAUAUCAUCGUUACUUUUAGCCGAAACAAU
Molecule: messenger RNA, 599 nt
Organism: Dendronephthya gigantea
Lineage: Eukaryota; Metazoa; Cnidaria; Anthozoa; Malacalcyonacea; Nephtheidae
Product: protein N-terminal asparagine amidohydrolase-like
Exons: 4
Coding region: 49-483 (144 amino acids)
Biological process (GO): ubiquitin-dependent protein catabolic process
Cellular component (GO): nucleus
Molecular function (GO): protein-N-terminal asparagine amidohydrolase activity
Source: RefSeq, a predicted model, not a curated record